AUGAACCCAAGUUUUGAUGAAUUUGACCAAGAACUAAAGAAAUUUUCUGGAUUUAUGAUGCCCGAUAAUGUCAGAAACUCUGUUUCUGCAGCACUUAAAGAAAUAAAUGAUCCAGAAUUCAUUAUUCCAGUCGAUUCUUCAAAAUCAUCAAUCAUACAAGCAUUUUCAGACAUAUUGAAGACAAAGAAGACUGCAAAGUUAUCAAAUCCGCUUGUAUGUAUCAUGUGCGUUCUUUUAUCAAAUUAUUUUAUUCGAGAUGAUGCAGCUACGCAAAUUGUACGAAUUAUUGAAGGUAAUUUGAACUCAAUGGAUCAAAAUACAUCACUUAAAGUCAUUCAAUUAACUACAUCUAUAUUCCAAGAUCAUAUUUACGGUGCAACAACAUUGCAAUCAAUAUUUUCAAUUGUUUUGAACUUCAGCAACUCACAAGAUACAGUAGUAUGCACAUCCGCACGUGCUGCUGUUGAACAAUUGUUAAAACAGUUUAAUACAGCAAUAUUCCAAUCAAAAAACAACAUUGUUACAGAAUUAAAGCGCGAAAUCGAUAUAUCGCUUUCACUAGUUGAAGAAAUACCUAAAACUAUUGAGAAACACACAGAAAAAUUAGCUUAUGUAUUUUAUCGCGAUUUAAUACAACUUUGUGCACAUAACAAACCAUAUUGGCUUCGAUUAGAGUUUCUACAUCAAGAUUUCGCCUUCUAUUUGCUUCAAAACAUCAUAAUUACGAAUUUUUAUACAAAUUUAUUCCAAGAAACACUCAAAAUCGCCAUUUCCCAGAAAGCACCCAUCGACUUUUUUGUUACUAUCUUCGAAAAAUACAUCAAAAAGGCCCCUUCCCAGGCAAUAAUAAUCGUAAAUUCGUUUUUGAACGAUUUAGUACCAAAAGGAGUCGAUGCCGAACGUCCGAUGAAGUUCUUCUUGUUGUCAUUCACGAGAUCAGUCAACAUUAUCCCUCUUUUCCUGAGUAAUUGCGAUAGAAAUGCGAAUAUCUUGACAUCGAUCAUCAGAAAUCUGAAACCGUUUUGCGAUUCAUUUAUUGGGGACACAAAAUUCGACAUUUCUAUAUCGGCAAAAGUGGCCGGAAAAUUAAAUGGCACAGAAUUGUUCCAAUCCGGGCCCGUAGACAUUGCCAUUUCGUUUAUUCAGACGUCAUAUAAGAUAAAGAAUGAUAAUAUCAAGAAAUUGAUCCAAAGUUGUUGGAAUGAUUUACUUAUGAUUAUUUCGAUUUCACUUCCAUUCAUAACUGAUGAGUGCAUUUACUUGAGUAUCCAAUCAUUAACAUUUCUGAUCAUGCUUUCCAACGAAUUAAACAUUGAUGACGCAAGAAUAUCCGUAUCUUGCACUUUUUGUACAUGUUUAGCCAGUUCUCAGUCGUUCAUUCAAACGGCGACCUUCGAAACUGUUACAAGUCUGAUAGAAAAUGCUCCUUCUUCGUUUGUAGGAAAUUGGGGAAAAAUCUUUCAGGCUUUGAUACCUUCUAACUGGAUCCCUGAUACAGGAAUAUUCUCUACGAAGCUAAACGACGACCAAGUCAUCGAAGUUGUCCUCGCAUUGUUAAGUAUUAACACAGAUUCAAAGAAAUGGCCAUUAGCGUUCAUCGUUAAGAUACUCUGCUCAAACAAACACAGAUUCCAUAUCAUUUGGCAAUCCCUUGAAGGUUAUUUGCUCUUAUUAUUAGAUGACCAUCAAACGACCAACGAAGCAUUGAAUACUUUCGUUAGUUUGUUACAAGAAGACUUUACAAAGGAAACAGAAGAAGAUUUACUAAUAACUUUGGAAAGAUUAUUCGCCGGUAGAAGAAAACUCGAAGUCCAAGGUCGAUCCGUACUUCUCGACCAGAUCAAAGCCAUUCUCGCUCAAAAAGGAACAAUAAUAAAACACGGUUGGCCGUAUUUGAUCAACGCAUUGAGUCCGAAAAACUUCCAGGACGAAGAGGACAUUCUUGCCAUGUCAUUCCGAUGCGUACAAAUCAUUUGCGGUGAUCUGUUGUUCCUUUUGGACAUAGAAACCAAAUUAUUAUCGACAAAUCUCUUUUUCGAAUUCGCUUUGCAGACCACUGAUAUCAAUAUCGCAUUGUCCGCAUUCGAAUUAAUGUGGUCAGUAAUAGCAAUGGCGAAAACUUCCGAAAUGUGGAGAUUAAUUUUUAGUAAAUUGGUUUCUCUGAUAAAAGAUCAGCGAAAUGAUGUAGCUCUAUGCGCUGCUCGUACUUUCUUUUCGUUGAUUAUGAGUAAUAUUAAUAGUUUGCCUGAUGAUGUAGUUGAAUUUAUUCCAAAUGACUGUUUCUUCCCGAUUUUGAACGGUUUCCCUCAAGCAAACCAAGCAACAGAGUCAACAGAACAACUCGUACUGUACGAAUUGGCUCAUGUUGCUCGUGCAAUGUGGGAUAAAUUUUCUCAUAUUGAAAAUUUUCCGGUAGACUUCAUCAGAGCGUUAAUUAAACAGCAGGAGACAUUUUUCCAGCAGAUAAAGAAGAGGGAUGUCGCUUGCCAGGCCUUGCAAUUCUAUGAAGAAAUUUUGAUGACGAAAGAAUUGAGCAAAGAAACGAGAGAUUACUUAAUGGACUCUCUAGAAGUAAUCGCGAAGUAUUCUAUAGACAAGUACGAUGCUAACAAUGGUGUUUGGACGUCUUGGGGAAGAGUUAUUCAAAAUACUUUGCCAGGAUCUAAGGAACUAGUAGAUUUCGAGAUGAUCAGUCGAUGGCUAAGGAUCAUGCAUUUGUUCCUAAUUGAGCUUGACUGCGGAAAGUUCCUUCCUCCCACUGCACAUAAAGUAUUUGAAUCAAUUCAACUUUUAUUUCCACUGGAUACCGAAUUAUUGACAGAAAUCUAUAAGUUCUGUAUCAUUUGCGCUGCACAGACAAAGAACCAGCCACUUUCCGAGAUCGCUUUGCAGAAUAUGUUGUCUAUUUGUGAAAAUCAGGUCAAAAAAGAGGAUUUACCACAGCUAUUCAUACUUUCCAAAGAUAUAUUCCACCUUGUUGA
This is a messenger RNA of Trichomonas vaginalis G3, 2981 nucleotides long. Its product is annotated as guanyl-nucleotide exchange factor family. The transcript has a single exon. The annotation marks the transcript as partial. The record is from RefSeq and is a predicted model, not a curated record. Lineage: Eukaryota; Parabasalia; Trichomonadida; Trichomonadidae.